AUGGCGACAAUUUCUUUGACCGUCCGCAACUCCGGCUUCGAAGUGGCUCCCGCCGGCAUGUUCAUCAACGCUUGGGUGCUGCUGGUGUGCCUCGGGUUUUUGCUACUUCUCGCGGCGGCCAUUGCACACAUAUGCCGGGAUCCGCUCCUCGAUCCCAUCGUCGCCCACAUCAAAGCGCAAGCACAGAUUCUCCAUCCCGACAUGAAAGAUUUCAGGCUCAACCUCAAGCGCGUGCGACGAACAUCACCGUUCAAGUCGUCCGAUUCCACGGUCGUUCGCCUCGUCAAAGCCAUCAUUGCCGAGCGUAAACCGAAAGAGAAUGGGUACAUCCGCUGGGUCGCAGUUUUGUCAGGCGACAGACCGCUCUCUCGCUAUGAGCCGGGCAAGCCAUGGGGCCUACAGGUGGUCAGGGAGUCGAGGGUGUGCGAUUCGAAGUUUGAGGCGCUUACAGCUUUGGAAUAUUUGCUGGAAGGGGAUUUGAUGGUUGCGGGGUUGUAG
Messenger RNA from Trematosphaeria pertusa, 498 nucleotides. RefSeq lists its product as uncharacterized. The record is from RefSeq and is a predicted model, not a curated record. Lineage: Eukaryota; Fungi; Ascomycota; Dothideomycetes; Pleosporales; Trematosphaeriaceae. The coding region runs from base 1 to 498 and encodes 165 amino acids. The transcript has 2 exons.